AUGGCUACUUUGAGUGAGAAGCCUGGUGAGCGCUUCCGACUCCCCGAUUGGCACAUUAACCGCCAGCUGCUUUCCUCUAAUGCCGAGAGGCAGCGAGAUGCCUCCCACAUAAUCAGACAAGAGGCCCGAAUUCUCCGAAAUGAUACCAACAAUCAGACCAUAUGGGAUGAACGCGACAACCAGACCCGCCUAUCAGAGCACAUAGACUCUGUCGACCGUUGGAAGGAGAUAUUAGACAAAAGUCUGUCUGACAUGGAUGCCGAGAUCGAUAACCUGACACAGACGAAGGAGGCGGCGGAGAGGGCCCUGCAGGGCAAGAACCUCCCUCUAGAUGUGACUAUUGAGUGCCUAACACUGAGGGAAAGCCGGCGAGACAUUGAUGUGGUGAAGGAUUCUGUGGAGGAAGAGCUGCACAAGGAAGUAGAGGUGAUUGAUUCUGCCAAGCAAGCCCUGCAGCAGAGGGUCAGAGAGGCCUUUGAGCAGCUCUGCCUUCUUCAGGAGGCACGGCAGCAACUGAACUGUGACCAUCGAUCUAAGAUGGAGGCACUAGAGAUUGAUCGCACCUGCCUCUCACUCACUGUUAACUCCCCCAAUAUCUCUCUGAAAGUUAACCCUACCCGCAUCCCCAAUGGGUGCUGCACAAUACAGCAGUGGGAUGAAUAUAGUCAUUACAAUAAGGACCGAGCAGAGGCUGAAGCAAAGUCUUCCACGGAUCUACGGGAGGCCAUAGCCCUCACCAUUACUGAGACCAACAAUGAACUGGAAGCCCAGCGUGUGGCCACCGAGUUUGCCUUCAGAAAGUGGAUGAGGGAACUAGAGAAGGCCCUGAGUGAACUCAGGUGGCAGGAGAAAAAUACCCUGGAAGAGAUUGCAGAUUUGGAAGAAGACAUAAGGCGCCUGGAGGAGGACCUACAUAUAAAGAUGAGGAACCUGAAGCUGGCACACACCCGGCUGGAGACUCGAACCUGCAGGCCCAGUAUGGAGCUGUGCAGGGACCAGGUACAAUAUGGACUCACCGAUGAAGUGCACCAGCUGGAAGCUACCAUUGCUGCCCUGAAGCAGAAGCUGGCCCAGACACAGGCUACCCUAGAUGCCCUUUACAAGCAUCUGGCCCGGAUCCAGUCUGACAUUGCCUGCAAGUCCAACUCCUUGAUGCUAGACACCAAGUGCAUGGACAUCCGCCGCAAGCUGACGGUGCCAGCUGAGAAGUAUGUGCCGGAGGUGGACACCUUUAACCGAACAAGCAACCGCACUCUGUCCCCACUCAAGGGCCGACAGCUGGAGCUGGCAUAG
Molecule: messenger RNA, 1293 nt
Organism: Gracilinanus agilis (Agile Gracile Mouse Opossum)
Lineage: Eukaryota; Metazoa; Chordata; Mammalia; Didelphimorphia; Didelphidae
Gene: TEKT2
Product: tektin 2
Exons: 9
Coding region: 1-1293 (430 amino acids)
Biological process (GO): cilium movement involved in cell motility; cilium assembly
Cellular component (GO): nucleus; microtubule cytoskeleton
Source: RefSeq, a predicted model, not a curated record